Messenger RNA from Candoia aspera, 2279 nucleotides. RefSeq names its product carnosine N-methyltransferase 1 (gene CARNMT1). The record is from RefSeq and is a predicted model, not a curated record. The transcript is spliced from 8 exons. Gene Ontology annotation, molecular function: carnosine N-methyltransferase activity. Gene Ontology annotation, biological process: carnosine metabolic process. Gene Ontology annotation, cellular component: nucleus; cytosol. The coding region runs from base 9 to 1373 and encodes 454 amino acids. NCBI's taxonomy places the organism in Eukaryota, Metazoa, Chordata, Lepidosauria, Squamata, Candoiidae.
UCUUCUCUAUGAAGCCGGAAGCGCGUCAGCAAACUCGGACGAGGGCGCGUGGAGUCGGAGCAUCUGUUCGCUUUCGGCGUCGGGGGAAGGGGACUGGGAUGUCGGUGCCCGCCGCGUGCGCUUUGUCACGGGAAAGGCAGCCGCAGCCGCGGGUCAAGGCGAUGCGCGGGGACAGUCAGGAGAGCGAGGAAGACGAAGAACAGUCGGAGCCGCGGAGGUGGGAUGAAGAAGCGGCUUUAGGGAACGACCGGUGCGAACGGGACUCGCGGGAGCAAUUGGCGGCCACGAAGGCGGACGGAAAAGAGGAGGAGAAGCUGGAACGGGAACAUUUCCGGAGAAUUAUCAAUGCCUUCCGUUACUAUGGAAUUAAUAUGCAUGAAAGAGUGAAUCGUGCAGAAAGACAAUUUAGAUCCCUUCCAGUGAUGCAACAGAAAUUGUUACCUCAGUUUCUCCCUCACCUUGACAAGAUUCGAAAAUGUGUUGACCACAAUCAAGGGAUCUUGCAGUCAGUUGUGAAUGACUGUACCCGCAUGUUUGAAAAUAAAGAAUAUGGUGGUGAUGGAAAUGGAAAGAUUACACCAGCUUCAACUUUUGACAUGGAUAAAUUAAAAUCCACUCUGAAACAAUUUGUAAGAGAUUGGAGUGAAACUGGGAAACCUGAAAGAGACUCUUGCUAUCAGCCUAUCAUUAAUGAAAUUGUAAAGAACUUUCCAAAAGACAGAUGGGAUCUCUCCAAAGUUAAUAUCCUGGUACCUGGUGCUGGGCUAGGUAGAUUGGCCUGGGAAAUAGCUAUGCUUGGUUACACUUGCCAAGGAAAUGAAUGGAGCCUCUUUAUGCUCUUUUCUUCUAAUUUUGUACUCAACAGAUGCUGUGAAACUAAUUCGUGUAAAUUAUAUCCCUGGAUUCAUCAGUUUAGCAAUAACAAGAGAUCUGCUGAUCAGAUACAGCCAAUUUAUUUCCCAGAUGUUGACCCUCACAGUCUUCCUCCUGGUGCCAACUUUUCUAUGACAGCAGGCGAUUUUCAAGAAAUCUACUCUGAGAGUAAUAUAUGGGACUGCAUAGCAACCUGUUUCUUCAUAGACACAGCACAUAAUGUCAUUGAUUACAUUGAUACAAUAUGGAAAAUUCUUAAACCAGGAGGAAUAUGGAUCAAUUUAGGUCCUCUUCUUUAUCAUUUUGAAAAUUUAGCAAAUGAAUUAUCUAUUGAAUUGAGCUAUGAGGAUAUAAAAAAUGUUAUAUUACAAUAUGGAUUCCAUAUUGAGGUGGAAAAUGAAUCUGUUUUGACAACAUACACUGUGAAUGAAUUAUCUAUGAUGAAAUACUAUUAUGAAUGUGUGAUGUUUGUGGUUAGGAAACCAGAAAGCAGUAUCUGAAACAGACUAUCCAAAAGGAAUGUUGCUGGCAUUUUUGUUUAUAAUGUUAGCAGAACAUGAAGUGGCCUAUAAGGGAUGACUGGACACAGCCUCUUAUCAGUGGUGCCUUCUUAUUCCUAACAGAAUGUAGCUCUCUUUAUUUUCUUACUCUUUCCUUACAGUAUCCAGACAUGCACUUCUGUUUUACUUAUAUUUGGGUUAUUAAUGUGGAAUUCAAAUAUUGGUGUAUCUUCACUUCCAGUUUUAUUUAAUUGGUAUUUUUGAAAGAUUGAUAUUUUAAUACAACAUUACUGACAUUCAUAGUUCUCCAUAAUAUACAGAAAUGUCUUCUACACUUGUCUGAAAGAAAUACUACUGGAUACAAAACUGGAUUUUUUCCCCCACAUUGUGUAGAAAACAAAUACAAAUCUCACUGAAAAGUCAGUAUUUUGGUGAUUUUUCUAAAAGGUUUUUUUUUUAAAUUUGAUUUGCAAAUUCUGCAAACAGCAUCAUGUGAAUUUGGCUGUUUACAUCUCAAAGCCUUAGAAAAAAUAAGAACAGUUUGUAAAAACCUCACAUUUGUCCUCAUAAGAAUUUUUUCAUACAAAACUGAUUGAUACAUGGAGCUGCAAUCCAUAAUGAUGUUGCUUUUGCUCAUUCCAUGUUGAGCAUAUGGAUUAAUAAUUUGAAAUACCGGUAUGUGGCAGCAAUCACUAUACAGGUACUGCUUGUCUAAAUGAGACCAUAGUAAAGUUUGUAAAGGAAUAUUUUGUCAUAAGUGCCAAAAUGAAUGUCCUUAAGUAUUCCUAAAAGAUAUUUGGCAUUGAUCCAUGAUUUUAAGGCAUUUUUUUAUCAAAUGAAUUCAUAUGUAGCAAAAACAAAUUCUGUCUACAGUUCUUUUAGGCCAGUGUUACUGGCAAUUGUGCU